AUGGCGCAUAUGAACGAGGAAAAGCUCCUUCGAUUUCCUGUCGAAGAUGAAGAGAUGCUGGAUGAACAUUUACGUGACAUUUUCUUGAAAAACUCCGACACAUCAAAUGAGCUACUAAGCCAUGUGACUGCUAUCGGUGUCACAAGUGCUAGUGAGUUCGCAAGGCCGAUGCGCAGCAGUGAUCCUAGAAGGGAAAGCUUCAGUAAGUGA
Molecule: messenger RNA, 210 nt
Organism: Haemonchus placei
Lineage: Eukaryota; Metazoa; Nematoda; Chromadorea; Rhabditida; Trichostrongylidae
Source: the annotation of a GenBank genome assembly